AUGAUUUUGUGGUACGGAGGCUUUGGGUUGUUUUUACGGCAGCCACAAGUCGAUGUCCGGGUGGGGCAACUGAUGAUGAAUCACACAAAAGACAAAGCCAAGGCAUGGCUAGUGCGGGAGUACACUGGAGAGUGGCGUUGGAGUUGUGUCGUGAAGAAGUUGAGGCAGCGCUUUCUUACGAAGUCUCGCGAGGAGGACGAGAUUGGUCGUCUGUUCGAUUGCACCCAAGGUACACGCUCUCUGGAUCAGUACAUUGAGGAGUUCAUCCGCCUUUCGCGGACAGAAGAAGUCUCUGUUAAGUUCAAGAUGAUCCUGUUCAAGAAGGGUCUCCACUCGCAGGAACUCCGAAACUUUCUGCAGACCAAGCAACACACAACGCUA
Molecule: messenger RNA, 381 nt
Organism: Phytophthora sojae
Lineage: Eukaryota; Oomycota; Peronosporomycetes; Peronosporales; Peronosporaceae
Exons: 1
Source: RefSeq, a predicted model, not a curated record